AUGACCUUCCCUUCUCGCGUGCAAUUGCUGCAAUUGUUUGGAAUUUUUCUCGCUCGGAAGGGAGAACAUAACUCCAGCGCAGUAGUUGGAGGGAAGCGACAGCUGCUGCAGCAGGGCGGCCAGCAGCGGUCAAAGGUAAACGCUAGUCCAGAAGGGACCGACACGCAGGAAGAACAACAUGCAGAAGCAAACUGGUCGAUUACGAACAAUGCAUCUCAAAUUAACAAUGAACUCAGUGUUCGGCCAGAUUGUGAACCUCGAACUGCAGGACGUGACGAAGAGGGAGGCUUUGCAGUUGCAGAUGGAAAUAUCCAAUUUACGUUCGAAAAAAAUUAAAUUAAAAUAAAAUGACCAGAAAUACGAGAGAGAGAAGUGAAAUACUCAAAUCCACAAUGAACAAUAUUAUAAAUUGUGAUAGUUAUGAACUGCAUCUCAGGAUAACUCAAGGCAAACAAUCCAACAAUUUUGUGACAAAUUUUAGGCGUAGGUUUAUUUCAAUUACAUCAUAAUUGAACAGCACACCAGGAAAGUGUGUCUGCACCGAACAGAGUCCAGGGCUGACACCGUCGCCGUGCCCGGCCUUAACAUCACCACCGUACGCGACACAAUACUAAAAUUUUUUAACGUGGCCUCUGCCACGCAUCUCCCUAUUGGAGUCUGCCAUCCCUCUUCCUUUUCGUGCGCGACAUUGAGACCCCACGUUAAAAAUUGAAGUUAUAGUUGUCGCAUGUGUACCAUGACCCCCCCCCCUCCCCGGAUGGUCUAUUCGUUGCCCAGUGAUCUCUCAACGUGAACAAUUCAUCAUGCAACAAUACAUUAACUUUCUACUCUAGAGCUCACUGUCUGCCUGGUGCUUGCUAUACCAACAUUAUUUUUGUUGAUAUCACUCUCAUCAGCAUGGUCACUGCGGAGAAAUUUUCGGCACACUGUAUUUUAAAAUGUGAAUUAAUGUGUGGUAUGCAAUUAAAAAUAUUUUUAAUUAAACUGUAUUCAUUCACGUGAAUUAUUUCCUGUUUUUGUAAAAGACAUUUGAGUAUACUUUGUGAAA
Gryllus bimaculatus (two-spotted cricket) is the source of this 1048-nucleotide messenger RNA. The record is from the annotation of a GenBank genome assembly. Lineage: Eukaryota; Metazoa; Arthropoda; Insecta; Orthoptera; Gryllidae.